Motacilla alba alba is the source of this 2975-nucleotide messenger RNA. RefSeq names its product G protein-coupled receptor 78 (gene GPR78). Bases 37 to 1056 code for a protein of 339 amino acids. Lineage: Eukaryota; Metazoa; Chordata; Aves; Passeriformes; Motacillidae. The transcript has 3 exons. Gene Ontology annotation, molecular function: G protein-coupled receptor activity. Gene Ontology annotation, cellular component: membrane. The record is from RefSeq and is a predicted model, not a curated record. Gene Ontology annotation, biological process: adenylate cyclase-activating G protein-coupled receptor signaling pathway.
UCCUGCCCUCGCCCGCUCCAGGCGACCCGCUGAGAGAUGGACUUGGCAGGCGUGCUGCUGGCGCUGCUCCUCGUGCUGGUGCUGGUUGUCUCUCUGCUCUCCAACCUCCUGGUGCUGCUAUGCUUCGUCUACAGUACGGAGAUCCGCAAGCAGGUCGCCGGGGUUUUCCUGGUGAACUUAUCCUUCUGCAACCUGCUUCUCACCGUUCUGAACAUGCCUUUUACCCUGCUGGGCAUCCUGAGGAACCAGCAACCCCUCGGGGGCUGCGUCUGCAAGGCGGUGGGUUUCCUGGAAACUUUCCUGACUUCCAACACAAUGCUGAGCAUGGCAGCGCUCAGCAUCGACAAAUGGAUUGCCGUGGUGUUCCCCCUAAGCUACACCAGCAAGAUGCGGUAUAAGGACGCUGUGAUACUGAUGGGCUACUCGUGGCUCCACUCCCUCACUUUCCCCUUGGUAUCCUUGUUUUACUCAUGGGUAGAUUACAACAGCGUUUACGCCUCUUGCACCUUGCACCUGAAGGAAGAGACGGAGAGGAGAAGGUUUACAGUGUUCACCAUUGUCUUUCACUCCACCAGUUUCAUGCUGUCUCUGGUGAUCUUGUGUUUCACCUAUUUAAAGGUGUUGAAAGUUGCCCGGUUCCACUGCAAGCGGAUAGACAUUAUUACCAUGCAGACUCUGGUUUUGCUGGUGGAUAUCCACCCCAGUGUGAAGCAGCGCUGUCUGAACGAGCAGAAAAGGAGGAGGCAGCGGGCUACCAAGAAAAUCAGUAUUUUUAUAGGGUCGUUCGUGAUCUGUUUUGGUCCUUACAUUAUCACCAGGUUGAUAGAGCUCAUUCCUUUUGUUACCAUAAAUUACUACUGGGGAAUUAUAAGCAAGUGCCUGACCUACAGUAAGGCUGCAUCAGAUCCGUUUGUUUACUCACUUUUACGUCAACAGUACAAAAAAGUUCUGAUCAACAUCGUCAACAGGAUACUGAAGAGGGACCUGUAUCCGUCAUCGGGGUACAACAGUUCUCUCGAUACUGAAAACGAUUACUGUUUGCACAGAACAAACUGACAACAGGAAAACACUCCCCUUCCAGGGAGACAGGUGUUUGCUGCUGCUGGAAAACUGCCUUUCUCCUCUCCUGCUGACAGUGCUGACAGUGUCUCCAGGGUGUGAAGGCUGCAUUGACGAGACACAUUGCAUCGUGGACUUUCAUAAAAAGGCUCUUCCCUGGUCUGCAGCCAAGCACAAUUCAUGACAAAGCCUUGUCCCCAGUGAGCAGAGUUGGCUUGAGGGGUUUUGAGAGAGCCUUUCAAGGCUUUAGAGGAGCUUAGACAGCUCUUAAUGUUUCAUGUGUGAAGACUUGGUAUGUCUUGGAGUGUUCCAUAUCAGACAUGACAUUCCAGUGUCUUCUGGGAGCACAAGAAUCCCCAUGUUGGAAGGACAGGUUCAGAGUCCUCCUCUGGGAGCACAGGAAUCCCCACAUUGGAAGGACAGGUUCAGAGUCCUCCUCUGGGAGCACAGGAAUCCCCACAUUGGAAGGACAGGUUCAGAGUUCUCCGUGCUGCACAUGUAACUUGUCAGCCCAGGAUCUGCUGUUGGUUUUGAACAUCAAAAAUAGAUAUUUUAAUUGAUUGAUUUAUUGUAUUGGUGCCUCAAGUGAGUCAGCACUUUGAAUCUGAGAUUGUUAUUAUUAUUAUUAUUAUUAUUAUUAUUUAUUACUAGGCAUCAUGAUUGUAACAUAGCCUUUAGGAAGUGGUACAUAUAUAUAUUUGAUAUGCCAGUAUUCUAUCAAGCAUAACCAAAGUCCACAUAUCUGAGUUACUAAUAUUUAGCACUUCAGUGGUACGUGAUUACAAUAAUUGCAGCAACAGUAAUGAAGACAUGUACGGAAUUUAGUUAAAUAGCACUGUAGUUCCACCACUGAGCUAGUAGUCCUAUUCAAGCAAGCUUUUUUAUUCAGAAAAAAAAAAUCAGUAGAAGUGACAGAUACCAUUGUGUUUAAGAUAUAUUACUCCAGAAGCUAUCUGUUUUCAAAGGAAAGGCUAAAUAUAUUAAUCCUUUUUAAGGGAUAUAUAAUGUGUAAAAUAUAUCAUGCAUUGGCUAUAUAUAUGGUGGAUUGUCAUAAUACUGUACAAUCUUUUCUUUAAUAAUGAUCUAAUAAUCUGGUGAUUUUAACUGAAAAUAAGAGAUGUCAGAAAUAUUAUAACAGACCUGCUGCCAAAUGCCCAGAAAUAUAAAGCUGCUUUGUUAUCAUAUGUAUUUUUCUCUUUUAUUUCUUUUUAAAUUUAAACAGGUUUUGAAAAAAUGUGGGAAUUAUUUUUGAACAAUAUUCCUUUGAUUAUGUAAGACAUUUAAUAAAAUUUAAGAAUUCUAUGGCAUUCAAUAAACUACUAUUUUCUAAUUGAGUACAUAAGGGAAAAAGUAAAGCAAUUCUAAAGUAUAUUUUAAGAAAAAUAAAAAGAAAGAUGACAGUAAAGUACUCCUAUUUUUUACGUAACAAUGCACUUGACCCUAUAAAGCGUUGAGAAGGCUAUUUCUGGUCAAACUAAGCAUAUAAGCAUGUGAUUAGGCACAAAUAUAAUUUUCUUUGAAGCUAACAGUUCUAUUUCUAUGCUGAAAAUUAAGUACACAGUCAAGUGUUUUGCAAAAUCAGUGUUGAGCUGUCAGCACAUUGAGAGGGUUUUUCCCACCAUCCACAGUGAGGAAGGAGAGUGUCUUGUUCAAUCCCACUGAAGUCAAGGAAAGAUGAUGCCAUCUAACAAAUACAAUGUUCUCUUACCUCCUGCUUUUAAUCUCUGGGGCCUUUAUGAUGCUCUUUUUUUUUUUUUUCCUUUCUCCCAUGCAAGUACCUUAGGCCUCUGUGCUUUGCAUCUAUAGUUCUGCCUGUGUUUAAAUUGAAUGUACUAUAAUGGUUUUGUCUUCUUAGUAAAGUAUUUGUACUCUCUUCAAUUUUGUGUAAAUACAGUAUUUCAGAAAAAAAAAAAAAA